Exaiptasia diaphana is the source of this 349-nucleotide messenger RNA. RefSeq names its product threonine-rich protein. The transcript is spliced from 3 exons. The record is from RefSeq and is a predicted model, not a curated record. Lineage: Eukaryota; Metazoa; Cnidaria; Anthozoa; Actiniaria; Aiptasiidae. Bases 62 to 349 code for a protein of 95 amino acids.
UGAGUUAUUCAUUCGACUUCUACCAGUUCAUGUGUUCAGGUCGACUUUUGCAGGACCCAAGAUGAAAACUGUGUAUUUUCUCCUCUUGAUUUUAGGACUUGCUGCUGCAAACCCCUACGAAUUUCAGGAUGACUUUGAAUAUGACGAUUUGCUUGAGUUAGAUGACCCAUCAGAAAGUCCAACCACAUCAGCAAGUCCAUCGUCAACAGAAGGGUCAACCACAUCAGCAAGUCCAUCGUCAACAGAAGGGUCAACCACAUCAGCAAGUCCAUCGUCAACAGAAGGGUCAACCACAUCAGCAAGUUGGUCCUUCAGUUUGAUGUUGACAACUGGUAGGACUAUGUGGUAA